UAUUUCGGUCUGAAUUUGCGGAAUGGUGAGCUGUUUGUGAAUGACAUUAUAGACAGAGAAACCCUGUGCGGACAAAGCGCGAACUGUGUGUUACCAGUACAAGUCAUAAUCGAGGAUCCACUCCAGUUUUAUCGUGUCGAGGUGGACAUACAAGAUAUUAACGACAAUUCUCCAAUAUUCUUGUCGGAAAUAAACACAAUUGAGGUUCCAGAGUCAACGUUAACAGGAGUGAGGUUUCGUUUAGAACCUGCUCAGGAUCCUGACACUGGAACGAACUCCUUGCGCACUUACGUGCUUAAUAAAAAUGAACAUUUCGCCAUGAACAUAAAAACCGACAAGGACGGAACUAAAGUCCCAGAAAUAAUUUUAGAGAACGCUGUCGACAGAGAAAAACAGUCUGUACACCUGCUAAUUUUGACAGGUAUUGAUGGGGGUGAUCCAGCGAGGUCAGGAACUACACAGAUUUCUGUAAAGGUUCUUGAUGCAAAUGAUAAUGCUCCUGUAUUUGAACACGAGUUAUAUGAGCUUAAAGUGAUGGAGAGCACAAUGCCGGGUACAAUGAUACUUACUGUAAAAGCUAUUGACUUGGACGAUGGUUUAAACGGUGAGGUCGAGUAUUCAUUUGCGGCACAUACACCUGCUUUAAUUCAAAAUUUGUUUGCUAUUAAUCCCAUGACAGGCGAAUUAGUCGUUUCCAAGCAGCUUGAUUAUGAAACCAGCACCUCAUAUAAAAUUGACAUCCGCGCUAGAGACAAAGGUUCACUUGCGAUGGAGGGACAUUGUAGAAUCCAUGUGACCGUUUUAGAUGUGAAUGAUAAUGUACCUGAGAUCAUUAUUACCUCCUCACCCAAACCUGUGCGAGAAGAUGCGCCCCCUGGGACUAUGGUAGCCUUAAUUAACGUUAAAGAUUUGGAUUCAGGUGUAAAUGGAAACGUAACACUAAGCAUGUCACAGGUCACCUCUUUCAAAUUAAAGCCAACGUUUGCAAACCAUUACGCACUAGUGACAGAUUCACAAUUAGAUCGAGAAAAAUUCCCUAGAUAUAAUAUUGAGCUAAAAGCCUCAGACUCUGGAUCACCUCCACUGGUAUCUAGCAAACUCAUUUCAGUUAAUAUACUAGAUGUCAAUGAUAAUCCUCCUGUUUUCUCUGAACGUGAGUACUUGGUUUAUAUUAAAGAAAACAGCGCUCCUGGAUCCAUUUUAGCAUCAUUAACAGCAUCAGAUCUAGAUACAGGAGAAAAUGCCAAAAUUGUCUAUUCAGCUCUCGAUACUAAUACGCAAGACGUACCAGUCUCUUCAUAUGUUUAUAUAAACUCGGAAAAUGGUAGUAUAUUUAGCAUGCACUCGUUUGACUACGAGAAAAUGAAGAUCUUUCACAUCAUCGUGCUUGCUAAAGAUCAUGGCUCUCCUCCUAUGAGCAGCAACGCCACAGUUCAUGUGUUUAUUCUGGACCAGAACGAUAAUGCACCUGUUGUCAUUUACCCGUCCACAUCCAUGGGGUCUGUUACUCAUCAGAGGAUGCCCCGUUCUGCUAAAGCAGGACAUCUUGUUACUAAGGUAACAGCAGUGGACGCGGACUCGGGUCAUAACGCCUGGCUGUUCUACAGGCUCGCGGAGGCCACGGACGCGUCUCUGUUCAGUGUCAAUUUACAUACGGGAGAGGUGAGGACUAAACGCGCUGUUUCAGAGCACGAUGACUCCUCUCAGAGACUGCUGAUGGAAAUAAAGGAUAAUGGAGAACCGCUCCAGUCCACCACAGUCACAGUGGAUAUACUGAUAGAGGAAGGCGUGCAUGAGCCCAUCUCGGAAUAUAGUAUGGAAACUACAGAAAAAAACAACAAGAAAAGCGGCAAAAUCACUUUGUACUUGAUAAUCUCUUUGGGCACAGUGUCAGUUUUAUCUGUGUUGACAUUAUUUACGUUGAUUAUGAAAUGCGUUAGAAGCAGCAUCGGGAGUUCAAGCUGCUGUGUCAGUCGAGCUAAUUCUGGAUACAAGAACUCCAACAGAAACCUGCAGAUCCAGCUCAACACUGACGGACCCAUUAAGUAUGUGGAGGUUCUGGGAGGAGACAUGAUGUCUCAGAGUCAGUCCUUUGGCUCCUAUCUCUCUCCAAUGUCAGAAUUCAGUGAUCUCACCCUCGUUAAACCCAGCAGCACCACAAACUUUACAGACACGCUAAACGUACUUGAUGCGUCAUUACCAGACAGCGCGUGGACGUUCGAGAGCCAACAGGUGAGACAACAAGUAUAUACAUAUAAUCAGAUGUUGUCAAUGUAAGUAAAUUCAAGCCUUGUAGCAUUUAUACCUGUUAAUGAAUUUCAUGCAUAUGAUAUAAUGUUCUUUUGAUAUGGCGUUACGAUGUGUUUUUGAGAGCGAGCAGACACAAACUUGUAUUUUCAGCACCACAGCUCCGGCCAGCGACCACAAGGCUGUUUAUGUUGCGAUUCACUUACCUGCACACGUAUGCAUUUGAUCUGUCUAUCUAUCUAUCUAUCGAUCUACAGUAUCAGUUCUUAAAAAUAUUUUAAAUCGUGUGAAAGUUGGAGAAUGUUGAAGAUGAUCCAUUACUUUUGAAGAAUAUUCACAUAUGUAUUAUUUCCACUGGCGACAUCACAACAACGUCUAAAAUUGUGUUUAAUAUAUUUUUUUAAGAAGUAGAAGAGCACAAAAAUGCAGUUAUCUUAAAUAACUUUUAUUUGGAAUGUUCUCGCUUGCAAGAAAACUGCAUAAUUCCACACAAAAAACGUAAUAUUGCUAAACAAAAAUGGCUCUGUAUGUCUUUAAGAGACAGCAUGGCAUGAGAGAGCUCUGCACCAAUCACGUAAUAGAACGUACAAAGUGAUCUACUACGUCCCCCAGUCAGAGCAGCAGAACAAUGAAGAGAGCUGAAGAAAGAGGGAGGUAGCUUCGCAUGUCGGCAUGAAGCCGAUUAAAUCAAAACGGACACCUACAGUGGAUUGUAUUUCCUCGAAAUGAAAAUCUAUUUUUUGAUAAAUAGUUCAUAAAAGAGAAAUAUGUUGACGGAAUGGGAAAAUAUAUAGUGAAAAUGAGACGCAAAGAGAAUGGAGAAUAUUCAUGGGCUGCGCGUUGGCUAUUCGUCUCUCUUUUGUGGAAUACAGUCGGAGCUUUGACUCGCUAUACUAUACCAGAAGAACUAAAAGAGGGUUCAGCCAUUGGAAAUAUCGCUAAGGAUCUAGGUUUUGAUGUCUCAGAUAUUGCAAAUCACAAUUUGCGGAUAGCAUCUGAGAACAGCAGGCAGUAUUUCAGUGUUGAUUCAGAAAAGGGUGAGUUGGUCGUGAACAGUAGAAUUGACAGAGAAAGUCUGUGCCCUCAAAGCGCUAGCUGCAUUUUGCCGUUACAGGUUAUCAUAGAAAAUCCAUUACAAUUGUAUCGAGUCGAGAUAGAAGUACAAGAUAUAAAUGAUAACGCACCGAUAUUUCAAACAACAGACGGUGUUUUGGAAAUUGCUGAAUCCAUCACUCCGGGAGACCGAUUUCCGCUUGAGAGUGCCGAGGAUUUGGAUGUUGGGAAGAAUAGUUUGAAAUCUUAUUCGUUAAGCAAUAAUGAAUGUUUCCGAUUAAAUGUAAAAACACUUGGGGAUGGUAGGAAAGUACCAGAACUUGUAGUUGAUAAACCAUUGGACAGAGAGAAAAAAUCUGUCCACAAGCUUAUUUUAACUGCUGUAGAUGGCGGUGACCCUGCCAAAUCUGGGACUACAUUAAUACGUAUCAAUGUUCUAGAUAGUAAUGAUAAUGCUCCAAAAUUUGACUUGCCAAUAUACAAAGCAUCCCUACGAGAAGGUGCUCCAAUUGGUUCAUCUGUAUUAACAAUAAAAGCCACGGAUUUAGAUGAAGGUGACAAUGGCGAGAUACAAUAUUUUUUAGGUGUGCAUACACCCGAACCUAUAAGAAAAUGUUUUACUUUGAAACCAGACUCGGGAGAAAUUACUGUUAUAGGAAAUAUUGACUACGAAUCUACUAAAUCAUACAGAUUUGAUGUCAGUGCAAAAGACAAAGGAAACCCAGAACUAAUGGGUCAUUCGUCGGUCCAUAUAAACAUAAUUGAUGAAAAUGACAAUCCUCCGGAGAUUAUUUUAACAUCAUCACCCAGCCCUGUGCCAGAAAACGCCUCUGUCGGAACAGUCGUAGCUUUAAUUAAUGUCAAGGAUUUAGAUUUUGAUGCUAAUGGCCUAGUUAAUGUACAUGUAUCCCCUGGGUUUCCGUUUACAUUGAAACCGUCCUUUGACGAUCAUUAUUCACUGGUAACAGACUCAUCUUUAGAUUAUGAGGUCAGUGCAGAAUAUAACAUAGAAAUAGUAGCGACUGACUCUGGUGUACCACCCUUAAAGACAGUAAAGACCAUAAAUGUUAAAUUACUUGACGUGAAUGACAACCCUCCAAAAUUCUCACAGGCCUCAUAUAAUGUUUAUAUACAUGAAAAUAGCAUAGCAGGUGUGUCAUUAUUUUCUGUAUCUGCAUCUGACAUUGACGGAGAUAAAAACGCUUUACUCACGUACUCAAUUUUGGAUUUAAGUUCAAACCAAGUGCCAGCAUCAUCUUAUUUUUAUAUAAACUCUGAGAAUGGAACAAUUUACAGCAUGAGCUCAUUUGAUUAUGAGAAAAUGCAACUAAUCAGUGUUAUAGUGCAGGCUAAAGAUCAUGGCACUCCAUCUCUGAGCAGCAAUGCAACUGUUCAUGUUUUCGUUCUGGACCGGAACGAUAAUGCACCUAUUAUCAUUUACCCGUCCACAUCCAUGGGGUCUGUUACUCAUCAGAGGAUGCCCCGUUCCGCUAAAGCAGGACAUCUCGUUACUAAGGUAACAGCAGUGGACGCGGACUCGGGUCAUAACGCCUGGCUGUUCUACAGGCUCGCGGAGGCCACGGACGCGUCUCUGUUCAGUGUCAAUUUACAUACGGGAGAGGUGAGGACUAAACGCGCUGUCUCAGAGCACGACGACUCCUCUCAGAGACUGCUGAUGGAAAUAAAGGAUAAUGGAGAUCCGAUCCAGUCCACAACUGUCACAGUGGAUAUACUGAUAGAGGACAGCUUUCAUGAACCCAUUUCAGACUAUAGAGAAAAAACUAUCGAGCCCAGCAAGAAAACUGGCAAAAUUACUUUAUAUCUCAUUAUUGCUUUGGCUUCCGUGUCCUUGUUGUCUUUGGUGACGUUUUUCAUCCUACUGGUGAAAUGUGCGCGAGGCAGUAGAGGCGACUCAAGCUGCUGUAUCAGGAGGACAAACUCAGAUUACAAGAACUCCAACAGAAACCUGCAGAUUCAGCUCAACACUGACGGGCCCAUUAAGUAUGUGGAGGUUCUGGGAGGAGACAUGAUGUCUCAGAGUCAGUCCUUUGGCUCAUAUCUCUCUCCAAUGUCAGAAUUCAGUGAUCUCACCCUCGUUAAACCCAGCAGCACCACAAACUUUACAGACACGCUAAACGUACUUGAUGCGUCAUUACCAGACAGCGCGUGGACGUUCGAGAGCCAACAGGUGAGACAAACGUAGAUUUAAACAAGUUAUGGUUAUAUACACUAAUUAUACGUAACUGAUGGAGAGACAUUACUUUCAGCACCUUGGACAGCACAAUGUGUGCUUUUGUCUAUAAACAAAGCAACUUUCCUUCAAUAGAAAUUCACGUUUUAUCCCCAGCCCUUUUAACUCUUUUCCCAGACCCACGCAGGCUUGUUGCUCUUAAGAGCUGUAUUGUUAGUUUAGAUACGUUAGAACAAAUGGUGGAGAUCAUGGGUACAGAAUAAAAGGUUUUUCGCAUAUACUCAGAAAUGUCUUGCGAUGUAGUAUAUGCAUGAACUAAAACACCGAAGGAGUCUGUAGCUACUAGUGCAAGUACUAAAUUAAAAAUUGAGAGUAAAGAGCUUUGUCAGAGAUCUUUGGACUGGGCUGCAGUUUGGAUUGUUAAAAAAAAAAAAAAAAUUGUGUGUUUUGCAACGCACGAUUCAGAACUUUUAUAAUAUAAAGAUGAUGAAUCUAAACCAGGAACUAUUGUCAGCCACUUGACUAAGGAGUGGACGUCCAUGUGAUACUUUUAAGAGAGAUGCGAAUCAUCUUGGACUCUAAUGUUAAGUAUUUUGACAUAGACCUGACAUCCGGAGCUUUGUUGGUCAAGCACACAAUGGACAGAGAAAGUAUGCGCAGAGGAAAUUUACAUAGUCACACUCUGAUUCAGAUUUCUCCUCUAAAUCCUUUGGAAAUAUGCAACGUUAUGAUAUAAAUUGUGGAUGUUGACCACAAUGGCCCACACUUCCAAAGCCGAAACAUUUCUGUAGAAGUUUUUAGAAGCGGCUGCUCCAGGCACUAUGUUUCGCUAAGAAAGUGUGCAUGACUCUGAUGUGGGUGUGAAUUCACUGCGCGCUUAAUUUCUUUGUCAAAAUUAUAAUUUUAUGUUUACAGAAGAAACUGUAAAUGUACAGAAGUGUCGGAAGCAAAAUCCCAAUUUUAGUCUUGAACAAGCCUCUUGAUAGAGAAAAACUAACUAAUUUAGAUUGGUUUUAACAGCAGUUGAUGGUGGCAGUCCAGAAAAGCCCAGCAAUAGUGCCAUUUUUUUAAUAUAGAUAUUCUAGAUUUCAAUGACAACUCACCACACAUUCAUAAUCCUACACAAAGAGUCACACUUUUAGAGAAUUCACAUCGUAGAACGUUAGUUACAAUUCUUAAUGCCUCUGAUGGCGAUUGUGGACAAAAUGGUGAAAUAUAUUACAUGUUUGAUAAAUACACCCCUGAAAAUGUUUUUAUUUUAUU
Molecule: messenger RNA, 6754 nt
Organism: Carassius auratus (goldfish)
Lineage: Eukaryota; Metazoa; Chordata; Actinopteri; Cypriniformes; Cyprinidae
Product: protocadherin gamma-C5-like
Exons: 2
Coding region: 3026-5503 (825 amino acids)
Biological process (GO): homophilic cell-cell adhesion
Cellular component (GO): plasma membrane
Molecular function (GO): calcium ion binding
Source: RefSeq, a predicted model, not a curated record